This is a messenger RNA of Bathycoccus prasinos, 1692 nucleotides long. RefSeq lists its product with no specific name. The record is from RefSeq and is a predicted model, not a curated record. The transcript has a single exon. The coding region runs from base 1 to 1692 and encodes 563 amino acids. Lineage: Eukaryota; Viridiplantae; Chlorophyta; Mamiellophyceae; Mamiellales; Bathycoccaceae. Gene Ontology annotation, molecular function: protein binding.
AUGCCUCGAUUACCGUCGAACUUUGUAUCCAAGAAGAAGAAGAAGAAAAAUGGAAGCGAUGAUGAUGACGACGAGAAGAAGAAUACCAAUUCGGAAGACGAAGAGGAAGACGAAGACGGAGGGUACACGGUGGUCGGGGAAGACGUGACGGACUCGUCCGCCUCGGAAGAAGAAGAAGAAGAAGAAGACGCGAUGAUGAUGGCGGGAGGAGAAGGAGCGCAACAAAAGCCGACAAAGACGCAACAACAAAAGCAGCUCGAAAGACCGAAAGUGUGGCGGCCGCCGGAAAACUCCCAAGAAGGGGCUUCAGACGAGAUGGAAUACGACGCCACGGCGUACGAUUGCUUGCACGCGUUUUCGCACGAGUGGCCGAGCUUAUCGUUUGAUAUCUUGAGAGACGAUAUGGGAGACGCGCGCUCGAAGUUCCCGCACGCGUUUUUUAUGGUUUCCGGGACGCAAGCAGAUCAGGCGAGUAAGAACGCGUUGUCGAUAUCCAGGGUGGGGAGGUUGAAGAAAACGGGAGGAGGGACGAAGACUAGCAGUAGAAAUAAUAAUAACAAUAGAGAAGAGAAGAAGAAAAAGAAGAUGAAUAGCAACAUUGAUAAUAAUUCGGACGAUUCAGAUGAGGACGACGAUUCAGAUGAGGACGAUGAUUCGGAUUCGGAGACGGACGAUUUCGACGCGUCCAACCCGUCGAAAUCGGGGAAACCGACUUUACACGUCUCGUCGAUUUCUCACCCGGGUGGGAUUAAUCGAGUCCGUUUAAUGCCACAAAAUGCGGCAAUUUGUGCCACUUGGUCGGAUUCCGGGCACGUGUUAGCCUGGGAUAUCUCCACAGCGUUUCGCUCGUUGCAAAACUCCGUGGAGGACCAGAAGAAUCAAAACGUGGUGAACGAGAAGAAGAUGAAAAUCGCGCCGAAGAAAGUGCACUCGAAGCACAAAGAGGAAGGGUACGCGUUAGACUGGAGUUCAGUGUCUGCUGGACGAUUAGCGUCUGGCGAUAAUACCGGAUCAAUUCACGUGUGGGAACCGACGGAUGCGAACGUCACGGAUUGGAACAUAGAUUGCGGAUACGCGGACGGCCACGACGGGAAAUCCGUCGAGGAUAUUCAAUGGAGUCCAUCUGAAGCGACCGUGUUUGCCUCGUGCGGUGGGGACGGCGGGAUUUCCGUCUGGGAUACUCGACAGAAACCGAAACCUGCGAUUCGAGUCAAAGCGGCAGAAAACUGCGAUAUAAACGUCAUGUCUUGGAACCGAUUAGCGAACUGCAUGAUUGCCACCGGCUUGGACGACGGAGGAUUGAAGAUUUGGGAUUUACGCCAUUUCGAUCCGAAAGGGAAAACGAACCCAAAACCAGUCGCGCAAUUCACGUUCCAUCGAGGACACGUCUCCUCCGUCGAUUGGUCUCCAUUCGAUAGCGCCAUGCUCCUCUCCGCGGCGAGUGAUAACACCGUCUGCGUGUGGGAUUUAGCCGUCGAACGCGACGCCGAAGAGGAAGCGCAAGCCAUGGCGGAGAACGAAUCCAACGCCGAGAUCCCGGACGAUUUACCGCCGCAACUCAUGUUCGUCCAUCAAGGCAUCACCGAUCCAAAAGAGGCGAAGUUUCACUCCCAAAUUCCUGGUUUAAUCGUUUCCACCGCUUUGGAUGGGUUUCACGCGUUCAAGCCGUUCAACGUCGGCCCGGAAACGUAA